Blastomyces dermatitidis ER-3 is the source of this 6403-nucleotide messenger RNA. RefSeq names its product rho GTPase activator. The coding region runs from base 2970 to 5795 and encodes 941 amino acids. Gene Ontology annotation, molecular function: GTPase activator activity. Lineage: Eukaryota; Fungi; Ascomycota; Eurotiomycetes; Onygenales; Ajellomycetaceae. The transcript is spliced from 4 exons. Gene Ontology annotation, biological process: regulation of fungal-type cell wall organization; signal transduction; activation of GTPase activity. Gene Ontology annotation, cellular component: cell cortex. The record is from RefSeq and is a predicted model, not a curated record.
ACUGAGCUCUUUUGCCCCAGUAGCCUACAGUACUGUUCACGCCACGAGAGAAUUCAUCUAACGAUCGGUGAACGCGAACGGCUAACUUCACUAUUUCAAUUCCUGCAAUCAUAACGGAUAUGUGGGGAAUCUUCUACUGCUGUCAUUGGCCCCGUUGUAGCGCUCUGAAGAACAGCGAAACAACAAUUAUCAUAACCAAAAAAGCAAGCAGAGACAGUUUACAGCGAUGACAUCGGUGUCUUCGCAAUAUCCUACAUGCCUUUGAAAUGCAUGUUCAAACGCAACCCUGGAAGUUGUGCGUUGCAGAUCAGAAAAUAUUCCAGAAACAACCCAGGCUUCAAUGCUCUGGAUGGGAUAGAUAUGAUUUUUUGUUGACCUAGCAUCAUGGCAUUCCAUUCUCAUUUUGCCUCUCCACAGCACGCGCAAGGCUGAUGACGGAUGUGCGACCAUGCUGAUCGAGAUAUGUAUGACGAGGGAUGCUCGUUGUUUAUUAUUAUUAGAGGCCCUUGUUGGCUCGAGACAGUAUCCGGGCCUCAACAAGCGUAACCGUUAGUACGCGGCGUACUGUGUUGGAAGUCCAGAGUGAUAGGUAGAUGCUUCCUUCGCCACUCUGCACACGACAGCCAGAGGCAAAUUCAUCGGCAGCAUCAGCGUCAGCAUCAGCAGCAGCAGCAGCAGUCGCAACCACAGGGCGUCAUAGGCAUGAUAUAGGGAUUUAUACAGACACCACACUUUGGAUAUAGAGACCACCACUAGUUUAUAUAAGGAAUAGCUUGGUAAUUGAUUUUCCAUUAAUUAAUGAUGUAACUUAACUUAUCUACUCCGUAUUAUCUCUAUUCCUCUCAAAUAAUUCUCAUCCACUCAAGGAUGCACUCGUUGUGCUCAUCCUCUCAUCAAUUCUUCAGAACUGCCUGUUUUUGGUCUGCUGUGUAUCACAAGACAAUAAAUACAGUUGAGAUAGAGAAGCUUUCAUUAUCAGUUGAAGGAGAGAUUUCUUUAAAAAUUAGUCUAUUAAUAUCUCUUAAACUCAGCUCAUAAGAAUCGUCAUAUCAGCUGUAUCCAGGGGGUCCCCCCCGCCUUUUCGCCCCCCCCCUGGAGCAGUAAGCACACCGGCAGCUGGCAAUCUCUAUUCUCAUAGAAAUUCAGUGGAUAUGAGAAGCAGGCAGACAGACAGUGAUUCCUGUAUGCAUAACAUUUCCCAUUUCCUGUUUUUUACAUAGUAAUUGAUUUUAGCGGUGGUGUCUAUAUCCAGAGUGUGUGUCUGUACGGAGUAUAAAUCCCCCUCGAUAUGAUGAUAUUAAUAAUAGAAACUGUGGCUGGUGAUUCUGGUUUCGUAAGGUGAGACGUAUGCAAGGCACCAUCAUGAAACCUGUUUUAUUUGUUUCCUUCUUUUUUAUCUCGUGAGAAGAAGAAGAUUUUUUGACGAGGAGCGCGGGCGAUGGCUGUGGAGGCUUUAAUAGCUUGGGAUUAUGACCGCUGAUGCUAUUUCUGUCAAUAACCAAGGCACUUGCACCACAAUAACGAUCGAAUGUUGGGCUACCAAAUGGGUCGGUUGAUCGAUUGACAGUUUGACAGUUUGACAGGUUGGCAGGUUGGCAGAUCGACUGAUAGAUAGACACAUGGUUGUAUAUACAUAGUAGAGACAGGAGAGGCGCCGUUGGGUCACGUGAGGCUGAGACAGCACAUGUUUCAGAGCAUCUGCAGUCCAUGCAGUACAAGACACAGAGGCCAGACCCAUCGCUAAGGUUUUGAAUUACCGUACUUUCUUUUUUCCUUUUUCCUUUCAUCUCCCAUUAGUAGUUACAAGAGUAACUACAAGUAUGGACAAGUCAACAAGAAACAGAGGGGGGCAGUGUGGGACCGACUGGCGUUCAUCCAACCAACUUGUAAACUCGCAACUCGCACCUCGCACCUCGCACCUCGUAACUCGUAACUCGUAACUCCGAAAUCCCCAGAUCAAAUCAUUUAUUAUUAUUAUUAUAUUCGUGACUGUGCAACUAACUCGAGGUUGGAACCACAAACCACAAACCACACUACACUGAUGUCACUGAGCUAUGAUCAACUUCUUUGGCGCCAUGUCCAAGUGUACACCCAACCUAGCGCUUUCUGUGCUGUGUCAGCAGAACAUUGCGUAGUUAGUCAGCAGCAUGCGCUCUGGCUUUCCCGUCGUCGCCGCCGCCCCCCCUUCGAUCUUCAAACCACCCAACUUCAACUCCCGCUGCCGUCUCACUGCUGCUCUCCGCCUUCUCUCGUCUCUCGCGAGCGGCAUGGCCUCGUCGACUCAUUGACCUGACUUGUCAUAUCCUGCCCGUCUGCUGCGCUAUUCUUAUCCUGUGCUCCUCCACGAGUCUUGCUUUCGUUGAGUUAAUGGUUGGUUCUUCGGGUUUACUCCACCGCCUAAUUCGAGCCGCCUAAGGACUUUAACCCAGCGCAUCCUUCUCGAGAUACACACCACACCACACACUUAAUUACAAUGACCCACACGUACGCCAUCCACCCUUAACGGCGACCGGACCUCUUAGAUGCAAACGGCCUCUCUUCCCACUCCCCAACCUAAAUAAAUGCUUUAGGGCUUUCCGCGAUUUCCAGCCAUCAUCAUUUACUUGUCCACCACCGGCCCGCCAGACACCCGACCCCUCCAUUCAGCCUCGUGCACCAGAUUACCGCCCUUCGUUAUCCUCCAGAGCCGCUCGCUACCUUCUCCUCAUCUACCUCGUUCCCAUCUGCAUCUUUGCCGCUACAUCCUCUCUUCCUUAGCUUUAGUGGCUCAUGCGAUUUAUCUCGCGUAGCUCUGUUGCUGUUUUGGAUCAGUAUAUAACCACGACAUUUUGGCCCCUGACCAAACGCUCAAACCAUUUUUUGCGACCUUCCCUCCUCCCCUACCGUCCAAAUAAUUACUAGCCUAUCUACAAUCCUCUGAUUUCAUCCACAUUGCCGGCGAAAAAACCACUCCGUGGUACCAUAUCGCAAUGGCCACCGGCGAUUCACACCCAGCGCCUGGGGUGCCUGCCCGCGACCUUCCUCGGUCAACAGCACAUCAACAACAAAAUUCAGUUCCACACGGCACGAUAUCCCCGCCAUCAAAAAGAGAUCUAACCUCGUGGUGGAAGCAAUUCGUGCGAAAUACAAAGAAAGAUGGGGAACCAGGCCAACAAACCGGUAUUUUUGGCGUACCGCUCAAUGUUAGCAUAAAAUAUGCAAAUGUCGCAAUUUCUCUCGCUGGUGAAGAUGGAUCCAGUUUUAUAUAUGGAUAUGUUCCUAUAGUCGUCGCGAAAUGUGGCGUGUUUCUUAAAGAAAAAGCUACGGACGUCGAAGGGAUUUUCCGGUUAAGUGGAUCUGCUAAACGCAUUAAGGAUCUACAAGAAGCCUUUGAUUCUCCCGAUCGCUUUGGUAAGGGUCUCGACUGGACCGGAUAUACCGUGCACGAUGCCGCCAAUAUCCUUCGUCGAUACCUAAAUCAGCUUCCAGAGCCAAUCGUACCCUUAGACUUUUACGAACGGUUCCGAGACCCGCUACGCAAAUAUCAAGCUCAGGCUGUGGAAGAGAAGGAUGCCGCCCCUGCCAAUGAGGAGGAACCGUUCGAUCAUGCCAAAGCAGUGGUUACGUAUCAACAGCUGAUUAAAGAACUUCCUCCACUAAACCGGCAGCUAUUACUUUAUAUUCUCGACCUCCUGACAGUAUUUGCAUCCAAAUCUGAAGUCAACCGCAUGACUGCAGCGAACUUGGCGGCUAUUUUCCAACCGGGACUGCUGUCCCAUCCGGCCCACGACAUGGCGCCGAAAGAAUAUAAAUUGAGCCAGGAUGUGCUGAUAUUCCUCAUUGAAAAUCAGGAUAAUUUCUUGUUUGGCAUGACGGGCACUGCUGCUGAUCCACAAACAGUCAAGGCUAUGCAGGCUGGAAAUGCCACUAAUAGUACCCUAUCAAAUCUCAGACGGUCGACCUCGAAUGCAAGCGGAAAGGCUGAUAGUAUACGAAAAAUCGAUGCGCUCCGACGAAAUGUGUCCGUUUCAUCAAAACAUUCGAAGACCUCCAACUUUGAUUCAGCAAGCCCUACAACACCCAACUCAGCCGGUGGGGGGUCGCUAGGCGUACAUCGUAGCAACACCGUGCCUUCGAAAAAACUGGCAGCGGUAUCUCCUACACGCUUUACCCGCCCUCGUGAAUCAUCAGGCCCUGGCUCCGGUCACCUCUCUCCAUCUGCUCGCUCCCGACCUCAAUCACGGUCACCUAGUCAAACUCCUUCCCUUAAAGUACAAGGUGCUCCUGACAAAACGAUUCCCGAGUCUCCGUCGCCAUUGAACACAAACCACGGGCUGGGUUUAGUACAAAGCAAUAUGCCCUCGCCUCUCGGUUCCCCGGAUGAACAGGCCGUGCCGUUCGAGCUAGGUUCCAAACCAGGUACCCAACCAUUAGCGGGAACGUUUACGAAAGAAAGGAAACUAGCUUCAUUAUUCAAGUCUACCCCACCGGAGGGCGACAGAAAGGAUGGGCGACAGCCCAACAGAUUGAGGAAGAAGCGCCCAGUUCCUGGAAGCGCGAGCGAAAGUGCCAGGAGCUCUAGUCACUCUUUGCAGGUUGGAUCUGAGCCCUCCUUGAGUACUUUAGUAUCACAAGCUGUAGCGGAUAAGCGGGAAGCUCCAGAGGAUCAGUCACACAUGUGGACUCCCAAAUUAACAAAUUCCGCUACGACACCUGCCGCCGAAACUAUCCCCCAGCCAACCGGGGAAUUAAAGCAAGCAGUGCAUGCAUCUCCGGAGAGCACCCUGAAACCCGGAAGGUCGAGGACCCCAUCGAUGCACUCGCGUUCAUCUGUGACGGACCAUUCUGAUUUCGACCAUCAAGAUGAUUCUACCAUACAAAAGAAAAAGGACCAUAGGCGGAGUUGGAGACACCCUCGUGGGGUCAAGCGACGUGAACGGACGGACAUGAGCAUGUCGCCGCCACCUCCUAUUGGAUACAACUCAAAUGCAGCCUUCAGCAGUAGCUCAUUAGGAAGCACAAAUUGGCCACAGAAGACCGCCUCCAAUGAGUCCCGCCAAAUAAGCCCCGAAACUUCCGCAACCGGAACGAUAGAUUCCACCACUACCACUACACAACCCCCACCCUCAUUAACAACCCAAGACUCGAGUAUUAGUGUAAGCAGCAACUUAGUGAAACCAUCCAACUAUGGCCAUCAAAGCAAGGAACCAGUUGAGUCGGAAAGAAAGGGCUUCUUCGGGAAAUUCAAGGCCAAAGUUGCAGGCGUAAAGGAAGGGGUGAAAGAGCGUGAGGUGGAGAGGGAACGGGAGUACGCGAAAAGCCCACCACUCUCUGACGGCGAAAAGACGUCUUCUAGGCAUAACCUAUCCAUCCUGCCUCCCAAGGAAAGCAGAGAAAGCAAAGAGAGCAAGGGGACUACAUUGACAGAGCCGCCCACAGAGCCACGGGUCACCCGCCCGGCGGAAAUUCUGGAAUCUUCACAGCCGCCAGUGACGGCGGCGGCGGCAGCAACUCGAGCAGCAGCUCCUCCCACACCUCAACCCUCUCCGCCCCUUACAAUGGUAUUCCCCGGCUCGUUCCCGGAACCGACGAUCCCAGAGGAAACACCCCCCUGGCCCGUUACAGAAGCGCCAAAAGAUAGUGGUGUCACCGUUCUCCCGAAGGUGGAGGAGGAUGAGUCGCAAUCACCACCACAACCUUCGCCAUCUACGGCGGAAACAGUCAAAGUGGCGCCUGCUCCACAGCUGGGAACAGUCGUGGAGAAUCAGCAAUCUUCUCCGGAGCCAUCAUCGACGACGUCAAUGUCUAAUGCAUAAUUUCCUUUCCUUUUCCUUUUUCUAUUUCUUCAUUUUGUACGCUUUUUCUCUAUUUAUUUUCCUAACUUUCCUCCGCAUUUUCUUUCUUUCUCUCCUUUUUUUUUUUUUUUUUUUUUUUUUUGUUUUUUUUGUUUUUUUUUGCCAUGCUGAAUAAAUAUCACGAGUUGCUUGUUUAUUUUAUGUGUAAUAACUAAGUAAUAUAGAGAACGUUUGAAUGAAACUUAAAGAGGGAGGAAAUGAAUUCAUAUUUUUUUUGAGUUGAGAUUUUUUCAUUUUAGCUUCUUCUCUAAAUAAAGAACACUAUUGUAAAAGGAUGUGGUUAUUUAUUUUAAUUCUCUCUGUGCUGUAUUUCUUUCUGUUUAACUCUUAUAUAAUGACAGCACUACUGCUCCGCUGCUGAUUGUAGAAAAAGAAUUACUCGGAUACCUCUUUUUCUUGUUUUUAAAAAACCAGAUCUAAAUGUCCGUCUGGUCAUGGCCCGUCUGAAGUUGUAUCUACCCCCUUACAUAAAAUUCAAAAGAACAAAAUUCCUGGUCCUCCUGCUCACUCUCAAUAAUUGGAUGAACGAGUGUAAACGAAGCAACGCUUGCUUCGACUUGACUCUCCGC